CUCCUAAUAUAUCACUGUAUACUAAAAAAACCAAAACAGUCCAUAUGGGUCUGUAUGGAAAGGUAGAAACGGAUGUACCAAUCAGAGCUUCAGCUUCAAAGUUUCAUGAAAUAUUUCACAAGAAACCUCACCAUAUCUCAAAUGCCUCUAAAGAUAAAAUACACGGCGUCGACUUACAUGAAGGCGAAUGGGGCAAAGUUGGCUCGAUUAUUUACUGGAGAUAUUUUCACGGUGGGAAGCAUAGAGUGGCAAAGGAGAUCGUCGAAGAAGUUGAUGAAGAGAACAAUUCAAUCACUUUCAAAGUAAUUGGAGGAGACCUUACGGAAGAAUACAAGGAUUUCAGGCUCAAAAUCCAAUGUGUUCCAAAAAACAAGGGAAGUGUGGUUCACUGGACCUUAGACUAUGAAAAGCUGCACGAUAAGAUUCCAGAUUCACAUGAUUUGCUGCACUUUUGUGUUAGUGUCUCUAAAGACAUUGAUGCUCACCUUAUAGAAGCGUACUGAUGAAUCUUAUCUAGCUAUACUGCAGUGACAUAACACAAGAUUUCGGUACUCAUUUUCCAUGUGUUACUAUGCUAAAUUUGCCAGUUCUCUCUAUGUUUUAAUAAUCUAAAUAAAGCAUGUGUAUGUCUGUUAUGUUUGGAAUCUCUGUUUUAUGUGUUGUAAUAAAUGAAGAUAAAUAAUAUAUUUUCAAUGUAUGGAUAUAUCCU
This is a messenger RNA of Benincasa hispida (wax gourd), 709 nucleotides long. RefSeq names its product MLP-like protein 43. NCBI's taxonomy places the organism in Eukaryota, Viridiplantae, Streptophyta, Magnoliopsida, Cucurbitales, Cucurbitaceae. The record is from RefSeq and is a predicted model, not a curated record. Gene Ontology annotation, biological process: defense response.